AUGAGUGAAGAAGAAGAAGAAGAGCAGAGGAGGAGGUUGGGAGUGGGGGUGGUGUGGAAGCUUAAAGUAUGUGUGAGAGCCAAAGGUUUCAGUUUGAAGCUCAAUAUACGGAACAAGCUCUCGCUUCAUCGAUGGUCAAUCCUCUUAAGAUUCCGAAAGCAUCAUCAUCAUCUCAAAUCCAAACCGUCCGAUUGGGUCAGAUUCCGACGGAGUCUUUUUGCUCUCUUCCGUGGACGAAAACAGAGGGAAGUGGAUACGAAGAAGAAACUCAUCAAAUUGGUUAGGAAUCGAGCGGUGGUAGUGGCAAAGAAAGCAAAAGGCGUUGGUGUUGUGGUUACUCUCAUCAUCGUCGUCAUCAAUUUUCUAGUCCCAUGGAUCAACAAGCUGAGCAGCGAAUUAGAUUGUUAUGAAUUGUUUGGUAUUAAAUAA
Messenger RNA from Arabidopsis thaliana (thale cress), 429 nucleotides. RefSeq lists its product as uncharacterized. The transcript has a single exon. NCBI's taxonomy places the organism in Eukaryota, Viridiplantae, Streptophyta, Magnoliopsida, Brassicales, Brassicaceae. Bases 1 to 429 code for a protein of 142 amino acids. The record is from RefSeq and is marked reviewed.